AUGUCAAAUUACCUUAAUUUAUAUCAACAAGUUAUUAAUAAGAAUAGUGAUGUGUUAAAAGAACUUAAUAAAAAAGAAGUACUUGAAGAGUUAAAAAAGAGUAAGUUUUAUGAUAGACUGAUUUUUUUUGGUUGUGAAACAAACAAUAAAGAACUUGUAGAAUUAUUAUUAAAUUAUAGUCCUUCAAAAUUAACUUGUCAGGACAUACAUGGGAGAACUCCAUUAAUGAGUUGUUUACUAAAUCAAAGUUUAGAUGUAAUUGUGUUGUUAUUAUCUGUUGGAGAUUGUAGGUUAGAUAUUGUUGACUCUUUUGAAAAUAAUAUACUUCAUUAUCUUUCAUGUUGUAAAGUUGAUGACUUAAUAGAGUUAUUAAGUAAGAGAGUAAUUGAAGAAUAUCCCUUAUUUAUUAAAAGAAAAAAUGCAUUAGGAGAAAGUCCUCUUCAUCUAUCAAUUGAGAAAGGAAAUAUUAAAUUUGCACAAUUAUUACUCGAUAAUGGAGCUCCAUUAAAUCAAACUACAAAUGAUAACCAACACCUUCUAGAUUAUGCUCUUUAUUGUACUACCAAUCAAAUAGAAACGAUUCAAUUUGUUAAGGCAAAAAUAAAAGAAAAAGAAGUAGAACAGAAAAAAAUUAUUCUUUCAUCAAAAUCUGAAGAGUGUCAAAUUAAAACUGAUUCUCCUAUAAUUACUCAACAAAACAUUUCUGAAAAAACUAAUGGAAACAAUAUUGAUAAUACUACUGAAAGAUCUCCAUCCAGUGUAGAAGUUAUUGACAAAGGUGAUGUCCAACAAGUAAAAGAAAAUACUAAUAAUACUUAUUAUUCUUCCUUAUUAAGUAGCUUUUUUAAAAAGAAAGAAGUUGUAAAAACAUUGACAAAAGAAGAAGAAUAUCAAAUAUUAUUAGAAAGUAUUAAAAUUAAUGAUAAAAUGCAUAACUCUAUUGACUCUUUUAAUAGAAAAAAGAAAUUUAGAAUGAUUUCUAUUGAUGGAGGAGGAAUUAAAUGCAUUCUUCAAGCAAUUAUUUUUUCAAGACUUGUAGAAAAAUUUCCAACAUUACUAGAAGAAGUAAAUUUAUUUUGUGGGGUAUCAGCAUCAAGUUUCAUUUGUGCUGAUUUGGCUCUUGGAAUUCAUCCAAAAGACAUUAAAAAAUUGAUGAUUGAAAUGUGUAAGCACAGUUUUGAAAAGAAAUCACGAGGAUACAUGGAGUCAAUGUAUUCUAAUAAAUAUCUUAUUAAAGUUGCUCAAAUGACUUAUGGAGAAAAAAAAUUAAGUGAUAUCCAACGUUAUAUUUUAAUCAAUGCUUUUCAAUUUGAUUCUGGAGAAAAUGACCCAAAUAGAUGUUGUAAGGCUUGUGUUUUCAAUAAUUUUAUUCCAGGAUAUGAUUGUAAAAUUAGUGAUGCGUGCUUACGUUCAGCAGCUGCUGUUGGUUAUUAUCCACCAUAUCAAGGAUAUGCUGAUGGUGGAAUUUUUGAAAAUAACCCAUGCGUUUGUGCUUUUCCCUAUAUGUUUGGGGAAAGAGGGCUUGGAAUAGAUAUAGAUAAUACUGUAUGCCUUUCAAUUUCAUCAGGAAGACCACCAAUUAAUUAUAUGGAUAGUAAUAAAUAUACUGAUGUUGGACUAUUGCAACUUUUACCAUUAUGUAUUGAUGGCUUCUUGUGGAGUAGAAAGUCUAUGGCAGAUGAUGUUGCAAAAGGGUUUUUAGGAGAACGGUAUAUGAGAUUUGAUCCAAUAUUACCAAACAAUCUUGAUUUGGACUGUAACAACCAAGUUGAUAAAUUAAUAGAGUUAGCUAAUAAUGUAGAUAUUACUUCAAUAGAAGAAUGGAUUCUUAAAUAUUGGUUGUAA
Messenger RNA from Entamoeba dispar SAW760, 1845 nucleotides. RefSeq lists its product as uncharacterized. Gene Ontology annotation, biological process: lipid metabolic process. The coding region runs from base 1 to 1845 and encodes 614 amino acids. Gene Ontology annotation, molecular function: protein binding. Lineage: Eukaryota; Evosea; Mastigamoebida; Endamoebidae. The record is from RefSeq and is a predicted model, not a curated record. The transcript has a single exon.